GUACUUUCUUUCCCUCAUUCAACAUGCUGCAAUCGGUCUGGGCGAUUCUGAGUCAAAUCGUGGGGCUCGCGACAAUCGGUGGCUUGUCCGGGCAACUUCCUGUAGAGAAUGGUCUGAGCAGCGAGCUCCUGCAGAAGGAAGCCCCGCUCGCGUUCUCGGACGAAUUGCGUCUUGUCCAAUUGUCUCCGGGCUCUAAGCCGCAAUGGAUGACGGACAAGCAAAAGUUUGAGGCCAAGGCUCAGGGCAUUGACUUCGUUGACAUAACGGACGCGCCUCACCUUGGCAGUCUUUACAAAAAACCCGCUUCACCUACCCGCCCCCCGACUCCAGCUCGUCCAUCGUCCGCGCAUUUGACGUCCUACUUCACGCGGUACUACAAUUCCGACACUGGUAAGGAGAGCUCGGAAUGGCUCUACAGCAAAAUUCUGGCAUACACGGAUGAGCUGGCAUCGGAAGAGCAAGCAUCGAUGAUCAAUGUCAACCUGGUCGACCAUGCGUUCAAACAGCAUUCUAUUGUGAGUGGAGUGCGGCAUAGGCUUGCGCUGGAAAAUAAAUGGCGUCCAGAUCGUUCGAUUUGCGCCUCGAGCUCUGCUCCCUCGGACCCCAUCACCGUCAUGGGCGCGCACCUCGACAGUAUCAACCGCACGGAUCCGUACGGACGAGCCCCUGGCGCGGGAGAUGAUGGUUCCGGCACUGUGACCCUCCUUGAGACGUACCGUGGUCUGCUUGCUGCGGGUUAUGUUCCGGUUUCGCCGCUGGAGUUCCAUUUCUACGCUGGAGAAGAGGGCGGAUUGCUCGGCUCGUCCGCCAUCGUCAACGAUUAUGAGAAGGCUCACAAGGUGUUCGUGGCAUGUUGCAGUUCGACAUGA
Messenger RNA from Mycena citricolor, 869 nucleotides. The record is from the annotation of a GenBank genome assembly. Lineage: Eukaryota; Fungi; Basidiomycota; Agaricomycetes; Agaricales; Mycenaceae.